Molecule: messenger RNA, 687 nt
Organism: Penicillium malachiteum
Lineage: Eukaryota; Fungi; Ascomycota; Eurotiomycetes; Eurotiales; Aspergillaceae
Exons: 1
Coding region: 1-687 (228 amino acids)
Source: RefSeq, a predicted model, not a curated record
AUGGUGCCCACUGCGGCCGCCCGACUGGGCUUAGUGCCGCAGUGGCCGCUUUUAUCGCCCGACUUGUCCGUUGGUCCCUCUAUAAAAGACCACUUGCCCUCUUCUCAAAUCUCCCACGCACUUUCACUCCUUGCCCACCCGGGCUCCUUUCUUCUCGCCCCCACUGACCUUCGACGCAUUGACUUUCAGCCGGAUGCACUGCCCCUUUCAUUUCACCGGCGAUGCCGCUCGAUCCGCCGCCCAGGCUGGUGCAGCCAGCGCGGGCUGCGACGCGAUCUAGUCGCUCAGGGACAAGCGUCCUGGGAUGAUGCAGCUUUCAGUUGUUCGUCUUCUCUCCCAUAUCCCAUCUCCAAGAGAGUGACAGGAGUUGCAUGUCACGAAACUGGCUCGUUCGCGCUCCCCAGAGCUCCUAGCCUCUGCCAUUCCUUUCCUGUGACCUUGGCCUUCGCCAUUGCAAUGCCCCGGAUACCGUCCUUGAGCCCGCGCGCCCAACUCCAUCCGCCACGUCAGCUCCGUCUGAGGUUACAUUGCACAGCCCUGGCGUCGCUGAUCCUCGGGUUACCUGCUCGCGAAUGCUUUUUCGCCCCGCUGGGGACAUCGUCGGUCUCCACGGUGAACGCUGCACCUACCCAAGGGAGCCUUCGAUAUCACAGUCGACUGAACUCCAUGGAUAUAUCUCAUAGCUAA